Micromonas commoda is the source of this 747-nucleotide messenger RNA. RefSeq lists its product with no specific name. NCBI's taxonomy places the organism in Eukaryota, Viridiplantae, Chlorophyta, Mamiellophyceae, Mamiellales, Mamiellaceae. Gene Ontology annotation, biological process: maturation of SSU-rRNA from tricistronic rRNA transcript (SSU-rRNA, 5.8S rRNA, LSU-rRNA); translation. The record is from RefSeq and is a predicted model, not a curated record. Gene Ontology annotation, cellular component: ribosome; cytosolic small ribosomal subunit. The coding region runs from base 25 to 672 and encodes 215 amino acids. Gene Ontology annotation, molecular function: structural constituent of ribosome. The transcript has 3 exons.
CGCAAAGGGGACAAGGGAGACACCAUGGGUAUCUCUCGCGACUCUCUCCACAAGCGCCGGCUCACCGGUGGCAAGCAGAAGCCCUGGCGCAAGAAGCGCAAGUACGAGCUCGGCCGUCAGCCCGCCAACACCAAGCUCUCCUCCCACGUGGAUGUGCGCGUGGUGCGCUGCCGCGGCGGCAACAAGAAGUUCCGCGCGCUCCGCCUGGACCACGGUAACUUCUCCUGGGGUUCCGAGAACGUCACCAGGAAGGCCCGCAUCCUCGACGUGUGCUACAACGCGUCCAACAACGAGCUCGUGCGCACCAAGACUCUGGUGAAGGGCGCGGUGAUUGCGAUCGACGCCUCCGAGUUCCGCUCCUGGUACCAGCAGCACUACGGCAAGAAGAUCGGCAUCAAGGUGAAGGACGGCGUCAAGGUUGAGAGCGAGGACAUCGACGAGAAGCGCAGCAAGAGCGUCACCCAGAAGCUCAACAAGCGCAACAAGGGCCACGUCGUCGCCGAGAACAUUGACGCGCAGUUCACCACCGGCCGCGUCUACGCGCUCGUCACCUCCCGCCCUGGCCAGUGCGGCAGGUGCGACGGCUACAUCCUCGAGGGUAAGGAGCUCGACUUCUACGUCAAGAAGAUGCAGAAGAAGAAGGGCAAGCACGGCGACGCCGCCACCGCGUAAUUUGUUCGCGGCGAAGUGGAGUUGUGGUGGUACUUUUAGAUGUUUCCGUGAUUAAUCCAUCGGAGAUGUGACUUU